This is a messenger RNA of Laetiporus sulphureus 93-53, 2731 nucleotides long. RefSeq names its product glycosyltransferase family 2 protein. The record is from RefSeq and is a predicted model, not a curated record. Gene Ontology annotation, molecular function: chitin synthase activity. Gene Ontology annotation, cellular component: cell periphery; cell septum. The transcript is spliced from 24 exons. The coding region runs from base 1 to 2607 and encodes 868 amino acids. Lineage: Eukaryota; Fungi; Basidiomycota; Agaricomycetes; Polyporales; Laetiporaceae.
AUGGCUUAUCGCGCGCAACCGCAGCACGAUCCUUACCGUCCUCGUCCGGGCAACAAUGCCUACCCAGAUUACCCUCCCACCUCUAACAGUCUCGCGCCGGACUAUCCCCCUGCCCCUCCUGUUCAGCAGCCUCAUUCUACCGGCCAAGGUUACUACCAAAGCCCAGCGCAGACUUACAACUCUCAACAUGCCUGGGCCAACUCGCAGGCCCACCUCAAUCCGAGCUAUGAAAUGAGCCAGGUCGAUCUGCGCAAUACCCCUCCUGUCCCGUCCCUCGAUUACAGCCAGUAUCAACUGGAUUACCCGCCGAUGCAGCAGCUCAGGCCGGGCAUCGGCUGGUCCGCUGUCCGCGAGAAGCUGCUGAAACAACGCGCCGUGAAGCAGGUCGAGCUGCAGGAGGGCAAUCUCGUGCUGGACAUGCAGGCCCCCUCAUUCAUCGUUCCCAAGGGCAUGGACCAUGUCGAAGAGAUGACCAAAUUGCGGUACACGGCGGCCACUUGUGAUCCUGACGAUUUCAUGCUCAACAAGUAUUCUCUGAGGCCGUAUCUGUACAAGCGUCACACAGAACUGUUCAUUGUAAUGACCAUGUACAACGAAGACGAAAUUCUGUUUCUCCGCACUAUGAACGCCGCCCUCAAAAAUGUUGCACACCUCUGCUCUCGUACUCGUUCGAAGAUGUGGGGACCCGACGGCUGGAAGAAGGUCGUUGUAUGCGUCGUGUCCGAUGGUCGAAGCAAAGUCAACAAGCGCACUCUCCAAGUCUUGACCUUGAUGGGCUGUUACCAGGAAGGUGUGGCCAAGGAUACCGUUGGAGGCAAAGACGUCACGGCGCACAUCUUCGAAUUCACCUCAAAUGUGGUUGUAUCAGAGAAGGGUGAAGUCUCGACGGGGGCGUGCCCUGUACAAAUCAUAUUCUGCUUGAAGGAACAGAACAAGAAGAAACUGAACAGCCACCGGUGGUUCUUCAACGCUUUCGGUCCACUCAUCAAGCCAAAUGUCUGCGUGCUUUUGGACGUUGGUACCAAGCCGACUGGGACGUCCAUCUACGAUCUCUGGAAAUGCUUCGACAGGCAUUCUAACGUCGGCGGAGCAUGUGGGGAAAUUUGCGUCGAGAAAGGACGCGCUUGCUGGGAUAUCAUCAAAAGCCCGCUGGCAGCCUCACAGAAUUUUGAGUACAAGAUGUCCAACAUUCUCGACAAGCCGCUGGAGAGCGUCUUCGGCUACAUUAGCGUGCUGCCUGGUGCAUUCAGUGCAUACCGUUACAGGGCCUUGCAGAACGGCCCGGAUGGGAAGGGGCCGUUGGCCUCCUACUUCAGGGGUGAGACCAUGCAUGGUGGCUCGAGCGGCGCAGGGUUGUUUGAGCGGAACAUGUACCUUGCGGAGGACCGAAUUCUGUGCUUUGAGAUUGUAACGAAGAAGAGGGAGGCUUGGAUCCUGAAAUAUGUGAAGAGCGCGAAGGCGUCUACAGAUGUCCCCAAUACUGUCCCUGAAUUCAUCUCACAGCGCCGUCGCUGGUUGAAUGGCUCGCUUUUUGCCACGGUACAUUCUACUGUGUUCUUCUGGAGGAUUUGGACUUCGGGACAGAAUCCUUUCAGGAUGUUGCUUCUCCAGUUUGAGUUCAUCUACAACGCCGUUCAGCUCCUGUUCACCUGGAUAUCCUUGGCGAAUUUCUAUCUGACUUUCUACUUCUUGGUCGGUACCGCCACGUCCGGCAAUAGCACCGAGAAUGCCUUCUCUUGGAUCAGCAAGAGCGCGGGCGCUGCCGUUUUCGAGGUCUUCUUGAAGCUGUAUAUUGCUCUGAUCUUCGUGGUAACGGUGUGUUCGCUUGGCAAUCGGCCGCAGGGCUCGAAAUGGAUCUACGCAUUCUGCAUGCUACUCUUCGGCUUCUGUAAUGUUCUUACGCUGUGGUGUGCUGCGUAUACGGUGUAUGAAGCGGUCCCGCAUACCCUGUCUGGCUGGAAGGACUUCGACAACCUCAUUGAGACCAGCUCGACUUUCCGCGACAUCGUUAUUUCAUUGGCGGCAACAUAUGGAUGCUACUUCUUGUCGUCCUUCAUCUACCUGGAGCCGUGGCACAUGUUCACUUCCUUCAUCCAGUACAUGUUCUUGCUGCCUAGUUACGUCAAUAUCUUGAUGAUGUACGCCAUGUGCAACCUGCACGAUGUCACCUGGGGAACGAAGGGAGAUAAUGGCGCUGCUAAAGACCUAGGCGGUGCAAAGAAGGUGAAGAAUUCAAACGGCAAAGAGGUCCUGGAAGUCGAACUUCCCACCGCACGCGAAGACGUCGACCAACUGUGGAACGCAUCCCGCUACGCUCUUUCGGUGAAGCCUCCUGAGGAGAAGGAACACCGUGAUGCGGCCACGAAGCAGGCGGAUCACGAUCGCAACUUACGGACGAAUGUCGUUUUGUCCUGGAUUGCAACGAAUAUGGUGUUGAUCUUGGUGUUCACGUCGACUACCUUCCAGAACUGGGCCGAUAGCCUGCUCAGAGAGGAUGACACCUUCAACCCAUACCUCACGUUCCUGUUCUACUGCCUUGCGGGCCUUUCGGCCAUCCGUUUCCUUUGUUCUAUGAUGUAUCUAAUUCUCCGUUUCAUUGGAUUAUAGUGACAGAAUGUCCGACGCCAUUCAUCUUGUGCAACUUCUGGUUCCCCCCUGCCCUCCCUGAGCGCUGUCUUAAUCACUCGUAUGACGAGCGGUGUGCUUCUACCUUCGUGUACUACCAAUAUAU